AUGGACACAUGGGCGGGAAGAAAGCUGAGAUUAGACUCCAAGCUGGCCAAAUCUCGUUUAAUUUACCUCAACCAGCCCCAGAAGAACAAUUUCUGUAAGAACUACAUCAGAACGGCCAAAUACAGCGUGUGGUCCUUCCUCCCUCAGUACUUGUACCUGCAGUUCAGCAAAGUUGCCAAUGUUUUCUUCCUCUUCAUUGUCGCCUUGCAGCAAAUUCCAGACGUCUCCCCAACAGGAAAGCACACAACAGCGGUGCCUCUGAUGAUUAUUCUUAUAGUGUCAGCCAUCAGAGAGAUCAUGGAAGAUUACAAACGACAUAAGGCAGACAGACUAAUUAACUUAAAGAAAGUAGCAGUGCUCCGACGAAACACCUGGCAGAUGAUUACGUGGAAAGAGGUGAAAGUGGGAGACUUUGUGAAGGCCUUAAGCGGACAAUACCUACCAGCAGACAUCGUCCUGGUUUCUUCCAGUGAACCUCAGUCGAUGUGUUAUAUUGCAACAGCUAACCUGGAUGGAGAGACAAAUCUAAAAAUUCGGAAGGCCGUGCCGCAGACAGCCAACAUGCAAAGGAGAAAACAAUUAUUAAGCUUAUCUGGUGAAAUAGAAUGUGAGCAACCGAAUCGUCACUUCAAUCAUUUUAUGGGAACCCUGUACCUCUCUGGCGAAAGCCCUGUUCCGAUCGGGCCUGACCAGGUCUUGCUAAGAGGCACCCAGCUUAGAAAUACUCGGUGGAUCUUUGGCAUCGUUGUUUAUACUGGACACGAAACCAAAUUCAUGCAGAACUCAGUCAGAUCGCCUCUCAAGACGUCAAACGUCGAGAAAGUGACCAACCGGCAGAUCCUGCUCCUCUUCUUCCUGCUCCUGGCCAUGGCCUUGGUGAGCUGUGUGGGGGCGGUGCUCUGGAGCAGCAGCUACGAGGACGCCUGGUACACCAGGACGAACGAUUUCACCUAUGGCAGCUUUGGGUUUGACCUGUUGGUGUUCAUCAUCCUGUACCAUAAUCUCAUUCCCAUCAGCGUGCUGGUGACCCUCGAGAUUGUGAAGUAUAUUCAGGGUCUGUUUAUAAACUGGGACGAAGAUAUGCACUUUAAGGAGAACAACCUGUAUGCCAUGGCUCGGACGUCAAGUCUCAACGAAGAGCUGGGGCAGGUAAAAUAUCUAUUCUCCGAUAAAACAGGCACCCUUACUUGCAAUAUAAUGACGUUUAAGAAGUGUACCAUCGCGGGCAUACUGUAUGGGUAAGUGCUCCGGGGCUGUCCUGUAGGGGACUCUCUAUGGCCCCCUCCCAGGGAGGGGGAAGAAUUUAAUGACCCAACAUUGAUGAAGACUUUGGAGAGUGGGCAUCCCACGGGAGAGUACAUCAAGGAAUUCCUGACCCUGUUAUGUGUGUGCCACACCGUGGUUCCCGAGAGAGAUGGAGAUGACAUCAUUUACCAGGCUUCUUCUCCAGACGAAGUGGCCUUGGUGAAAGGCGCAAAGCAGCUGGGCUUUGUUUUCACGACGAGGACCCCCUACUCUGUCACCAUGGAAGCUAUGGGGGAAAUGCUCACCUUCAAAAUUCUCCACGUCCUGGAGUUUUCCAGUGACCGGAAACGGAUGUCCAUAAUUGUCCGAACGCCUACGGGGCAGCUCCGGCUCUACUGCAAAGGCGCUGACUCGGUGAUUUAUGAGAGACUUUCCAAAGACUCUUUGUUCGUGGAGGAGACGUUGAGUCACCUGAAAUACUUCGCCAUGGAAGGUCUGAGAACCCUCUGUGUUGCUUACACUGACCUCACGGAGCAGGACUACAAGAAGUGGCUGCAGGAGUACCAGAAAGCGAGCACCCUUGCCCACGGGAGAAGUCAGAGGAUUGAAGCAUGUUACGACACCAUUGAGAAGGGGUUCUUGCUGCUGGGCGCCACUGCUAUCGAGGACCGCCUCCAGGCGGGAGUCCCAGAGACCAUCGAGACUCUCCUGAAAGCAAACAUCCGAAUCUGGGUCCUGACAGGAGAUAAACAAGAAACAGCAAUCAACAUAGCGUAUUCCUGCAAACUGAUAUCAACUCACAUGCCUCUCAUUCAACUGAAUGCACACUCAUUUGAAGUAACACAAGAAGCCAUUGGCCAGAAUUGUAACGAUCUUGGACCCUUGUUAUAUCAAGAAAAUGACCUGGCCCUAAUCGUUGAUGGUGAAACCUUGAAGUAUGUUCUCCAUUUUGAAAUUAAGAAGAACUUCCUAACCUUAGCCCUCUCGUGUAAAACAGUACUAUGUUGUAGGCUGUCCCCCCUGCAGAAGGCUGAGAUUGUCAACAUGGUCAAGCAUCACGUAAAGGCGAUUACUCUCGCGGUGGGCGACGGGGCCAACGACGUGGGCAUGAUCCAGACUGCCCACGUGGGCGUGGGCAUCAGCGGGAACGAGGGCAUGCAGGCUACCAACAACUCCGACUACGCCAUCGCCCAGUUUAGCUACUUACAGAAGCUUCUGUUGGUUCACGGGUCUUGGAAUUACAUCCGCGUGACCAAGUGCAUCUUGUACUCUUUCUACAAGAACAUGGUGCUGUACGUUAUUGAGCUUUGGUUCGCCUUCCUCAGUGGGUUUUCCGGGCAGAUUAUCUUUGACCGUUGGUGCAUCAGUUUGUACAACGUGAUCUUCACCUCGUUGCCUCCGUUUGCUCUGGGAAUCUUCGAACGGUGCUGCAGCCAGGAGAGCUUGCUCAAGUACCCGCAGCUCUAUUCCGUCUCACAGGAAAAGAAGGGGUUCAACACGAAGGUGUUCUGGUUUGAAUGUAUGAACGCCGUGGGACAGUCAUUGGUCCUCUUCUGGUUGCCCAAACAGAUGCUGGAGCACGAUAUGGUCGAAGGAGGUGGUUACACGACGGAUUAUUUGUUCCUUGGGAAUUUUAUUUAUACGUACGUCAUUGUUACUGUAAGUCUGAAAGCUGGUCUGGAGACCUUGUCUUGGACUAAGUACACUCAUGUUGCCAUCUGGGGGAGCAUCGUGACCUGGAUGCUGUUCUUCUCCGUGUACUCCUACUUCUGGCCCACCAUUCCCGCCUCUCCGGAAAUGAGUGGACAGAUCAACAUGACCCUGACAUGUCCGCACUUCUGGCUUGGCUUGCUUAUUGUCCCCACGAUUUGCCUGGUUCAAAAUGUACUGUGGAAGUCGGUCAGAAAUACCUGUAAGAAAACGCUGCUAGAGGAGGUUCGGGAGCUAGAGAGCAGCAAAAUCAAGAGCCAAGAAAAUUAUCUCCGCAGAAAUUUCGAAAGCAGGGUGAAGGCAGAGCAGCGGCUCUCUGCGCACAGCCAGGCCCAUGAGAUCGUCUUCCAGAACAGCUCUGCGGACCAGCGGCAGCCAUAUGGGUACGCAUUCUCCCAGACAGAACAGGCUCUGAUCACACAGGAGGACGUCGUCCGGGCUUACGACACCACAAAGGCCAAGGCAAGGAUGAGCAGCGACUUCGACCCCAUGUAA
Echinops telfairi (small Madagascar hedgehog) is the source of this 3450-nucleotide messenger RNA. Its product is annotated as phospholipid-transporting ATPase IB-like. NCBI's taxonomy places the organism in Eukaryota, Metazoa, Chordata, Mammalia, Afrosoricida, Tenrecidae. Gene Ontology annotation, cellular component: plasma membrane. The record is from RefSeq and is a predicted model, not a curated record. Gene Ontology annotation, molecular function: magnesium ion binding; ATP binding; ATP hydrolysis activity. Gene Ontology annotation, biological process: phospholipid translocation; neuron development. The transcript is spliced from 35 exons.